Molecule: messenger RNA, 5793 nt
Organism: Anopheles stephensi (Asian malaria mosquito)
Lineage: Eukaryota; Metazoa; Arthropoda; Insecta; Diptera; Culicidae
Gene: mys
Product: integrin beta-PS
Exons: 7
Coding region: 1053-3581 (842 amino acids)
Biological process (GO): integrin-mediated signaling pathway; cell migration; cell-matrix adhesion
Cellular component (GO): cell surface; integrin complex; focal adhesion
Molecular function (GO): integrin binding
Source: RefSeq, a predicted model, not a curated record
CUAAAUACGGAUAGUGUGAACAAUUUGAUUUCGUUCGAUGGGUAAAUUUGAUACAAAACUGCAAACAAGCAUAUCCAUUUGUGGAUCGUAGAAGAAAAAAAACCAUGACCGAUUUAUUACGAAAAAAAUACAAUAUACAAAAGGCAACAGAAAUAAAAACCGACUAACUGAAAACGGUUACACGUGCCAGGCCCGUUACAAGAUAUAGCCGCGGUUCAAUUUUAUUGGUUAUGUAAAAUUGAUUAUGUAAAAUUUUUGUAUUUGGGAAAAAAAUAGUUUAAUCUGUUUGAUUGAUUGAAUCAAAUUUAUAUAAAAAAAAACUCGAUUUGAAGAAGCAGAUUUGAUUUGUUUAACAGAAGGUUUUAAAUUUAAAUUUCUCAAUUUGACAGUUAUAGCAGUUUAAAAUUUGAAAAAUUCACCAUUUUUGUUAGCUAAUGGCGCUAAAAUCCCUAAUAGAAAAAAAACAGCAACCGCAAAAUAAAAUAAAAUAAUUUUAUAAACUCUUGCAAAAGUGAAGAAUCUCUAGGGAGAUAGGAAAGCUUUGGGUUAGGUUGCUUGGUUUGGCUUGUUAUUGUGUGCGUGACUCAACUCGUCCCAUACUCGUAUACCCAAGCAAGCGAUACAGAACGAGACGCCAUCUUUAUCUCUCGCUCGGUCGCUCGCACACUUACUUGCCAUCGCGUACGCUACACCGCUGGGUCGGUCCGUCGCUCACCGAAAGGCUGACUCACAUUCAGUGGAGGUGUUCGGCAUGGGUACGGUCCCGUUUGGUGAACUCUAGUUUAGUUCUGUAUUUAGCGAUAAAAAAACGCCAGCAAAAGGGCGCUGGGUUCGAGGUUCGUCGUGACCAGUAAGGUCGCAUUUGUUGUGGGUUGUGAAUAUAUUAAUAUCCCGUCGUUGCCAAACUAAAGACUAACACGGUGCCAACAGAACUGAACUUAAGCUACUAUAAGUACCGGCAUCAUCCAACCAACCACACCAACACGCCACUGCAAUCAACCGUUCAAUCGUCGCGUCGUUCAAUCAAUCGCUUGCUGGUGAAGCAAACAACAAUGUUUGCUGCUCCGAGAAACCCUCGCGAGGGCGCCGCCAUGUACGUACUAGCGAUCGCACUGCUAGCCUGCAUCGCGCAACUUGCAACGGGGCAGCUGUCCACGUACCAGCUGACGACCUGCCCGGGCAAAACGACCUGCAGCCAGUGCAUCCAGACGACCAACUGCCGCUGGUGCACGAUGCCGAACUUUACCCAUCCGCGCUGCCACGGACAGAUCGAGAAGUACUGCCCGGAAGAGUACACCGUCGAUCCGAGCAACACGUUCCAGCUGGUGCAGGGCCGCGAGCUGACGAAACCUUCGCGCCGCGUACUGGAGGGCCAGAGCGAGCGUGAAUCGUACUACUCGUCGAGCCACUACCAGUCCUCCUCAUCCUCCUCGUCCUCGUUCCAACAGUCCUCGUCGUCGUACGAAUCGGAAUCAGCUGCUGGCAGCAUUGUACAGAUCUCACCACAGCGUGUCAGCCUAAAGCUUCGUUUGAAUGAGGCGUUCCGGUUCAAUGUAAACUACGCGCAGGCGGAAGACUAUCCCGUCGAUCUGUACUAUCUGAUGGAUCUGUCCAAAUCGAUGGAAGACGAUAAGACGAUCCUGUCCACGCUCGGUGCCGAUCUGGCGUCCGAGAUGCGAAAGAUUACCAGCAACUUUAAGCUCGGUUUCGGCUCGUUCGUCGACAAGGUGCUGAUGCCGUACGUGUCGACCGUACCGAAGAAACUGGAGCAUCCGUGCGAUGGAUGCAAUGCACCGUACGGUUACCUACACCAUAUGUCGCUUAGUUCGGACUCCAACCUCUUCACCCAUGAGGUGCAGCGUGCCAAUGUGUCGGGCAAUUUGGACGCACCGGAGGGUGGAUUCGAUGCGAUCAUGCAGGCAAUCGUCUGCCGGGAGCAGAUCGGGUGGCGUGAAAAGGCUCGGCGACUGCUGCUGUUCUCGACCGAUGCCGGCUUUCACUAUGCGGGCGAUGGCAAGCUGGGCGGUGUAAUUACACCGAACGAUGGCGAAUGCCACCUGGACCAUAACGGACGCUACACGCAUUCGACCACACAGGACUAUCCGAGCAUUUCGCAGAUCAAUCUGAAGGUGAAGCAGAACGCGAUCAACGUGAUCUUCGCGGUGACGGCGGAGGAGCUGUCCGUGUACGAGCAGCUGUCCCGGCUGGUGGAAGGUUCGUCCGCUGCCAAGUUGUCCAACGAUUCGUCCAACAUCGUAUCGUUGGUGCGCGACCAGUACAAUAAAAUUUCUUCCUCGGUUGAGAUGAAGGACAACCGUACGGAUAAUGUGAUCGACGUGAAGUAUUAUUCGCGCUGCCGUAACACGAACGGUGCGCUACAGCAGACGAACCGCUGCGAAGGGCUGAAGGUUGGGGAUGUCGUUACGUUCGAGGCACAUAUUACGCUGCUCCAGUGUCCGAACGAUCCGCGCGACUGGCACCAGGUGCUGCAGAUCUAUCCGGUCGGUAUCAACGAAAGCUUGACGGUCGACAUCGAAAUGCUGUGCAGCUGUCCGUGUGAGCAUCCGUCCGAUCCGGAGUACCGGGAGCGGGCGGACGAGUGCAGCAAUGCGGGCACGUACAAGUGCGGCAUCUGCGAGUGCGACGGUACGAACCAUGGGCAGCGUUGCGAAUGUUCCGCCCUGGACAGUUUGCUCGAGCCGGGCAUGGUGGACGCGUGCCGGAUGUCGAACGCGUCGGAAGAGUGUAGCGGCCGGGGGCAGUGCGUGUGCGGGGUGUGCGUCUGCGAACGGCGCCCCAAUCCGGACGAGCUGAUCGAGGGACGGUACUGCGAGUGCGACAACUUUUCGUGCGAUCGGCCGGGCGGUUUGCUGUGCUCCGGGCCGGACCAUGGACGGUGCGUGUGCGGGCAGUGCGAGUGUCGGGACGGCUGGACCGGACCGGCGUGUGACUGUCGGGCGAGCAACGAAACGUGUAUGCCACCGGGCGGUGGCGAGCUAUGCUCCGGCCACGGAACCUGCGAGUGCGGUACGUGCCGGUGCACCGUAACCGAGGACGGCCGGUACACCGGCCGGUACUGCGAAAAGUGUCCCACCUGUGCCGGACGGUGCAACGAGUUUAAGCACUGCGUCCAGUGCCAGCAGUACAAGACGGGACCGUUGGCAGCGGCGAACGAGUGUGCCACGAACUGUACGCUGUUCGUGCCGAUCCCGGUGGAGAAGGUAACGAUCGACGAGGAGCGCAACGAUAACAAGUGCACGUUCUUCGACGAGGAUGACUGCCGGUUCGAGUUUUCCUACAACGAUAGCGACCAGGAGAAGGUGGUGGUGACGGCACAGGAAGAGCGCGACUGUCCGCCGAAGGUGUUUAUGCUUGGCAUCGCGCUCGCCGUCAUCGCGGUGGUGGUGCUGAUCGGUAUGGCCGUGCUGCUGCUGUGGAAGGUGCUCACCUCCAUCCACGAUCAGCGCGAGUUUGCACGAUUCGAAAAGGAGCGCAUGAUGGCGAAAUGGGACACGGGAGAAAAUCCAAUCUACAAGCAGGCGACAACAACGUUUAAAAAUCCAACGUACGCCGGCAAGUGAGCGACCAGCAUCGAACGCGCAUCUCAAUCUAACACCUCGUUUGUAUUGUUUGACUGAUUUGAUUUCUUUUUUGUUGCGAUACGCUAAACGGCUGAUUCGAUUGACAAGUGGGCUGAAUGUGAACCCGGGACGCGAGCAGCGAGACUCUAGUAUUGACGAACGACGAACGAUCAUUAAACCCACAUUGCCUUACUUUAGUAUUCAGCUGUGUAUCGUGCAACGUUUCCGACCGCACCAAUGUCCGUUGUGUACGGUUUUCGGUUAACUUAUUACUACCUAUUACUAAACCAGCAAGACUAGCAAUGAACGUGAAGCCAGAAGAAGAAGAAGAAGAAGUAUUGCGCUAGCUGAGUUUGGUAGGCUCUAGGCGGCCGUACCAAACCCCCCCCCCCCCCCCCCCCAGCUAAUGCACCCGUAAAAGGCAUCUCACAUGUAUGGGAUGCACGCGACAGUAAAGCGAUCGAACGGCAUUGCGGUCCGAUCUUAUUAGUUUGAACUUCUUUUACCAACAGAUAUUAGAUUCCAACAACUUGACGUUGCGUCCAUGUAUCCAUGUAUUUUUUUUUUUCAGAUGAAAUACAUCCUUAUACGUAGCCAAAAAUGUCAAGCGAAAUUUAAAAAAAAGGCUUCCGGGAAGGAGCACAAAAAAGAGCCUCCUCCCUGCUAUCACGAGCCAAACGAAACAUUCAGUGGCCAAUUGCAAUGAGUAGAAAAAAAACACACACCCGGGAAACCAAUUGCUGGGAUCCUAUCGAGAACGUUGAAUCGCUAACUGUGCGCGUAAAUAGCAAUAAGAGUAAUAACUAGUUGAGGCAAACUUUUUAAAGCGCACUUUUCUAUGCUUUUGCUGGAUCGUCCAAGUGGCCAACAAAAUGUGUCAACAACAAAAGCAAGAAGCAAUUAUACUUACGUGAAAGUGAAACACCACUACCACUCGUGUGCCAUCAAGGUUUGUUGUCCGUUUUGUUUUUUAAACAUUAAGAUACGGAAUUAGGCCAAAACGACUAACGGAAGAAUAUUAAUAUUUGUAUUAAAAAUCGAAUUGAGAAUAUUUGAGGCAGGAAGAAAAGGAAGGGAGAAAAAACGAGCAAACGCACAGGUUUGGAGGGAAGAGUUACAAAAUUGGAGAGAAGAGAACAAAAUUCAAUCGUUAAGCACUCGAAUCGUUUUUCGGCAAAUAGCAAACAAAUAUUUAUAUCUGCGUACUCACUUAAACCGGUUUGUAGCAGAAUCUGUUUCUGUUUUAAAACCUAGUUCAAAUAAUUAAUUAGUGUUGUUCUCGUUUUUCGUUUACUUGGAGAUAAGUUUUUAAACCGUGUGAACAAAAACCGUGGGGCGGUCCGGUGGCCGAGGCGAUAACGGCGCCGGUCUUCACACGGCAGGACCGGGGUUGUUCAAAUCCCAUCCAAGACCGCCUCUCCCCGUACGCAGGGCUGACUACUUUUGCUACGGGUUAAAUUAAGUCACAGAGAAAGCCAGAAAUGGCAGUCCAAGACCUCACGAGGUUGUAGUGCCAAGAAGAACAAAAAUGGCACAAAACAGAGUCACACAUUAUACGAUGGAAUGUUAAAAGAAAAAAUUGCAUAACGGUGUGGUCGAUUUAGCGUAACUGAAAUGUACUGUAGAAAAGAAGUUAAAUUCCACUAACGAUAUAAUCUUUACAAGACUAAUUUUGCCAUCUGUGUUUGCCGUGUUUGACGGAGCUGAAACAAGAAGGAAAUAGGCAACCUCGGUCAAGGAACAGGUUGCCAGGUCAGCCGUCCGAAAGAACACAACAAGAGAGUUUAAACUAUACAUACCGACGCGUUAAAUGCUUACAAAGGGAUCGAGAUGAAGCACAAACUCUAAACAAGAGAACCAAAACCGAAGUGUCUUUUGCAAAUAACGAGCCUUAAACACACCCACAUUUGUGCCUUUUUGCAGUGUUGCUAACAGCCGCUACUUGUUACGCUCGUCGCUCGUUGACUUGUAAAUAAUUGCGUAUCCAGUCAAGUUGAGUGUUUGUGUGUAUUUGAGCUUUGUUUGUUCUUUUUGGUUCACUUAAGUUGCAUAACAAAAACACACACACCCCGGUACCGGCUUGUACUAUUAACUGAAGUUUAGCUAAAUGAGAAGGGUAAACAUAUAUUAAAAAAAAAACUUAUAUUGAAGUUGUCUUACAGAGCAAAAUAUAACAUAACAAAGUAUUAGAAUAAACAAAUACGGCGGUUUA